ACAGAUUAAUACUUUCAUUGAAAUGUAAGAACAAAAAAAACUCCAUUUACAAUUUGUUUACAUAGCAUGGAAUUGUUCUAGAACAGAGGAAGCGCUUAGGUUGCUGUGUGCAUUCUGUAACAGUCAGAUUCUCAAUCUGCCUAAAACCUUUUUAACUUGAGCUUAGCAAAUGAGUACGACUGUGAAACUGUAAGGCACAAAAUGAAACUCCUAGUAGACAAAGACACAUUAGGAAUACAUAUUACAAUACUAAUGAGUCAGCAGAAAUAGUUACAAAGAUCUGAACUACAUGGAAAGAACAUUGGUGUGGAAAAUGCAGCAAAAAGGUCUAUAGUAUAUUCUGAAACCUCAAUUGUCUGCUUGUUAUAUUGCCUUGGAAGGUCCUUUUUAUCUUUCACCUAAAUCAAGAUCUGAUGUAUGGAAAUCAAAACAACACAACAAUUGACCAAGAUGACACCGGUGGAUCUGUCUACUAUUAGUCUCCGGCCAUUCAAGAUCAGUGACGUUGAUGAUUUUUUCUUGUGGGCAGGGGAUGAUCAAGUGAAUAGAAAUCUCCGAUGGAAAACGUGUGGGUCCAAGGAAGAGGCUUUGGCCUUCAUAAGGGAUGUUUGCAUACCUCAUCCAUGGCGUCGCUCAAUCAGCCUUGAUGACUGUUCCAUCGGCUUUAUUUCAGUAUUUCCUUGGUCAGGUGAAGAAAGGCACAAGGCUGACAUAGGCUAUGCCAUUGGGAGCACCUAUUGGGGCCAAGGGAUAGCCACCAAAGCGCUCAAGAUUGUUGUGCCUCAAGUCUUCAAGGACUCUCCCAAUUUGCUGAGGUUGCAGGCUUUUGUUGAUGUUGAGAACACAGCUUCCCAGAGGGUGUUGGAAAAAGUUGGAUUCAUCAGAGAGGGUGUUCUCAGAAAGUAUACUUGUAUCAAAUGGGUGGUUAAGGAUUCUGUUCUGUAUAGUUUCUUAUCAACGGAAGAAGUUCUUGCCGGUCACUAGAUUACUUCUGGUAAUAUUUGGUCUUGUUUGGUGUAAAUAAUGUUAGAUUCACUGUUAAUAUGUUUUCUUUUACUCAUAAUGCUUUCCAUGAAUUCCUAGGUAUUUUUUUUAUCUAAUUGUUAGUAUUUUGGUUGUGAGGAAGUUGAACCAUAAUCUUUAUCAUUUUCUU
This is a messenger RNA of Vigna radiata var. radiata (mung bean), 1153 nucleotides long. RefSeq lists its product as uncharacterized. The transcript has a single exon. Gene Ontology annotation, molecular function: acyltransferase activity, transferring groups other than amino-acyl groups. The record is from RefSeq and is a predicted model, not a curated record. Lineage: Eukaryota; Viridiplantae; Streptophyta; Magnoliopsida; Fabales; Fabaceae. Bases 418 to 984 code for a protein of 188 amino acids.